Messenger RNA from Penicillium verrucosum, 702 nucleotides. RefSeq names its product NADPH oxidase family protein. Gene Ontology annotation, biological process: iron ion transport; copper ion import; intracellular iron ion homeostasis. Gene Ontology annotation, cellular component: plasma membrane. NCBI's taxonomy places the organism in Eukaryota, Fungi, Ascomycota, Eurotiomycetes, Eurotiales, Aspergillaceae. Gene Ontology annotation, molecular function: ferric-chelate reductase activity. The transcript has 4 exons. The record is from RefSeq and is a predicted model, not a curated record. The coding region runs from base 1 to 702 and encodes 233 amino acids.
AUGGGUCGUGCGCGCCGGUCAACUUGGUGGGAGAAUGAUAUCAAUGGCCGGGCGGUUUCAAUCUCAAUUCUGCUUCGGCCCCGGUCUGGUUUCACAAAGAGACUGUUCGAUCGCAUUGAACCAAAUAGAGACUGCGGGGCUUGGAUUGACGGCCCUUUUGGCCCAUCGUCUGUUAAUUGGAAUUUAAACAGCAAAGUCGGCGACUAUGGACAUGCCUUUUUUAUUGCUACCGGUAUCGGCAUCGCAGCUCAGUUGCCAUAUAUCAAGGAGCUCCUCGAUGGCCAUGAAAAGGCUCAAAUAUGCACACGGAGAAUAUCACUCGUCUGGCAGUUGGAUAGGAUUGGUGACUAUGAGAGUGCACGAGACUUACUACAGUUCCUCGUCAGGCAAGAUAAUGGAUACAUGCUUCAUGUCUCAAUUUAUGAUCCACUACGUGCUCAGUCGGAAGAUGAUAUCCAGCACAUUGGUGAGAAUGGGCUCAUCGAUGUGCAUAGCGGACGCGCCAUCUGGGAAAAGCAGCUCGAUAUAGAGAUAGAAAGCCAAAUGGGGAAAAUGCUAGUACUUGUGUGUGCGCAGGCCCAAACUCGGCAUGAUAUCAGGAACUUGGUUAGGUCACACGUAAAUAAGAACGUCGAGUUAUUCGAACCUGAGUUUCAGCCUUGGGGUCAAACUGGAAGCUUACGCGCCUUCCUCAAGCCGUGA